Messenger RNA from Centruroides sculpturatus (bark scorpion), 701 nucleotides. RefSeq lists its product as uncharacterized. The record is from RefSeq and is a predicted model, not a curated record. Gene Ontology annotation, molecular function: nucleic acid binding; RNA-DNA hybrid ribonuclease activity. Bases 162 to 686 code for a protein of 174 amino acids. NCBI's taxonomy places the organism in Eukaryota, Metazoa, Arthropoda, Arachnida, Scorpiones, Buthidae. The transcript has a single exon.
UGCAGGCUAUUUAUUUAGCCCUAAACUAUAUAAAUAGGAAAGGUGAUUGUUGCUGCAUAAUUUACAUUGACUUAGUUAGUGCACUUCAGGCUUUGAUCUCAUAUGAAUCUAGUUCUCACUCCAUAGUUAUUAAAAUUCGAAAACUAAUUUGUCAUCUCACUAUGAGAAAUUUUUUUGUGAAGUUCUGUUGGGUCCCAGGCCACAUGGGUAUAAGAGGUAAUGAAGAAGCUGAUACAGCCGCUAAGUCAGCAAGUCCUUCACAGCAUACAAUGUGUAUUAAAGGAGGUGAUUUGAAGCUAGUCGUUAAAAAACGACUAGCAGAGAGAUGGCAAAACGUGUGGAAUGCACAAAUCCACAAUAAACUUUACGAGAUCAAACCUUUGGUAGAAAAUUGGACACAUAAUAGGCAAUAUGAUAGGAGAUGUGAGGUUAUCCUUACUCAUUUGAGAAUUGGACACACUCGACUGACUCAUCAAUAUUUUUUGAAGGGAGAUGAUGAACUAGUAUGUCAGCACUGCAACUGUGCUGUAAGUGUUAAACACAUAUUUUGCAACUGUGUUGCUUUUGAUCAGACUCGUAGACAGCAUUUCGGAAAUGCAAGCUUUAGAGACAUUUUGGGCCAGAGGCCAAAUCUGAAUAAUAUACUGGACUUUUUGAAAGUCCUUAAUAUGUGUAGAGAAAUAUGAUGAUUUAUUUAUUGU